This is a messenger RNA of Vanessa tameamea, 361 nucleotides long. RefSeq names its product pro-corazonin-like (gene Crz). Gene Ontology annotation, biological process: positive regulation of heart contraction. The transcript has 2 exons. Gene Ontology annotation, molecular function: corazonin receptor binding. Bases 8 to 304 code for a protein of 98 amino acids. Lineage: Eukaryota; Metazoa; Arthropoda; Insecta; Lepidoptera; Nymphalidae. The record is from RefSeq and is a predicted model, not a curated record.
AGUUACCAUGGUUACGAACACAACCAUUCUUCUCAUCAUUGUUACGAUGACGUCGGUGGCAUCACAGACAUUCCAGUACUCAAGAGGCUGGACGAACGGCAAGCGAAAUGGGCAGAAAAAUGAGUUUAGCUUAGAGAGGAUUUUGAACCCUUGUCAAAUGCACAAGCUUAAAUACCUGCUUGAAGGAAAACCACUUACGGAAAAGAUUCUAACCCCUUGUGAUUAUUUAGAAGAGGACGGCGAACUACCAAAGCGAUACAAAUCAGACCCCGGACAAGACUCAUUGUACGACGCCUUUCAGUAAAUUCUAGUACCUUCUACAACGUUGCCAUAACCUGAGAUUUUGUAUUAAUAUAUUAUC